UCGCGUAUAAGAUACACCCAUCAAGGGAUUGAAAAUUCUGAUAAAAUGGUGGAUGAUGUGGGCGGAAGCGAUGUGUUCGGGGAUGAAAAUAACGGAGGCUUUUCUUGGAUCAACAAUUGGAUCAAGGGUACUUGGGUGGAAGAAGUUGAGCAUUAUCUGCAUUAUGUCGGAGGCGGCGCAGGAGCUUUGGCGCUGACCGGAGUGGCGGCAGUGUCUGCUCUGUAUUUGGCAUCACGUCCAACCGGCGAAGAACCACUCGUGCCUUUGGAACAACAGUGCAAGAUUGUUGGGGGCUCUGAAAAUAUUCAUGUAUCGCGAUUUUGCAAAGAAGCUGAAGAGGGCAAAUAUAUUUCUUACAUUGAUGAAGAUACAAGGACGCUGUAUGACACCUUCAGAAAAGGGGCCAAAGUAUCAAAUAAUGGCCCAUGCUUGGGAUGGAGAGAAACGACCACAUCACCGUACACAUGGUUAAAUUACAAUGAAACUUUACUCCGAGCCAGGAAUUUUGGCAGUGGACUGGUCGGAUUGGGAUUGAACCCAGGACCAGAAACAUUGAUUGGAGUGUAUGCCCAAAAUUGUCCAGAAUGGAUAUUGACGGAACAAGGCGCCUAUUGCUACGGCAUGGUGAUUGUGCCAUUGUAUGACACAUUAGGACCCGAGGCUUGCGCUUUUAUCAUAAAACAAGCUGAAAUAUCGGUCGUGAUUUGCGAAGAUGAUCGGAAAGCUGGUUUAUUACUGGACAGAUCUCCUCGAUGUCUCAAACGACUGGUCACAAUCAAAGAUGUUCGCCCGGCCACUACCCAAAGAGCCAAAAAUUUAGGCAUGGAAAUAUUGCGAUUUGAAGAUGUUGAAAAAACUGGAGCAGUAUUAGGACAUAAAGAACAACCGCCUAAACCGAGCUACGUAUUUCGUACAACAUACUUCGUUCAUGAACAUGGACAAAACGAAUUUUACCAUGGACAGAAUAAUUACUGA
This is a messenger RNA of Ctenocephalides felis (cat flea), 975 nucleotides long. Its product is annotated as long-chain-fatty-acid--CoA ligase 1-like. Gene Ontology annotation, molecular function: long-chain fatty acid-CoA ligase activity. Gene Ontology annotation, biological process: long-chain fatty acid metabolic process. The transcript is spliced from 7 exons. Gene Ontology annotation, cellular component: membrane; endoplasmic reticulum. NCBI's taxonomy places the organism in Eukaryota, Metazoa, Arthropoda, Insecta, Siphonaptera, Pulicidae. Bases 46 to 975 code for a protein of 309 amino acids. The record is from RefSeq and is a predicted model, not a curated record.